UCCCCAGCUCCUGGGGCCACGGAAGAAGCCCGAUGUAGGGGAGGCCAUGGGUCCCGAGCCCAGGACUGUCAGCAAGAGGUACCUGAGCUCCCUGAAGAACAAGCUGUCCAGUGGAGCCUGGAGAAAAGCUUGCCAGCCUGGGUCCUGCCCCGGGUCAGGGCUGCAGGAGCCUGAGGAGAAGAGGAUCGUCCGGGAGCUGCUGGAGACGGAGCAGGCCUACGUGGCACGCCUCCACCUGCUAGACCAGGUGUUCUUCCAGGAGCUGCUGAGGGCGGCCCGCAGCAGCAAGGCCUUCCCCGAGGACGUGGUCAGGGUCAUCUUCUCCAACAUCUCCUCCAUCUACCAGUUCCACGCCCAGUUUUUCCUCCCAGAGCUGCAGCAGCGCCUGGACGACUGGACAGCCACCCCCCGCAUUGGUGAUGUCAUCCAGAAGCUGGCCCCGUUCUUGAAGAUGUACAGCGAAUAUGUCAAGAAUUUUGAGCGAGCCGCAGAACUGCUGGCCACCUGGACUGACAAGUGUCCGGCCUUCCAGGAGGUGAUCGCACGCAUCCAGAGCAGCGAGGCCUCGGGCAGUCUGACCCUGCAGCACCACAUGCUGGAACCCGUGCAGAGGAUCCCACGCUAUGAGCUGCUGCUCAAGGAAUACGUCCAGAAGCUGCCGGCCCAGGCCCCAGACCAGGCCGACGCGCAGAAAGCCCUGGCCAUGAUCUUCUCAGCUGCCCAGCACUCCAACGCGGCCAUCACUGAGAUGGAGCGACUGCAGGAACUGUGGGAGGUGUACCAGCGCCUGGGCCUGGAGGACGACAUCGUGGACCCCUCCAACACCCUGCUCCGUGAGGGCCCAGUCCUCAAGAUCUCCUUCCGCCGCAGUGACCCCAUGGAGCGCUACCUUUUCUUGUUCAACAACAUGCUGCUCUACUGCGUGCCCAGGGUCAUCCAGGUGGGCGCUCACUUCCAGGUGAGGACCCGCAUUGACGUGGCCGGGAUGAAGGUGCGGAAGCUGCCUGACGCCGAGUUCUCCCACUCCUUCCUGGUGUCUGGGAAGCAGCGCACCUUGGAGCUUCAGGCGCGGUCCCAGGAGGAAAUGCUUUCCUGGGUGCAGGCCUGCCAAGCCGCUAUUGACCAAAUCGAGAAGCGCAAUGAAACCUUCAAGGCUGCGUGCCAGGGGCCCGAGGGAGGCGCCCAGGAGCAGGAGCUGCAGUCCGAGGAGCUGGGCCUCCGGGCGCCACAGUGGGUCCGAGACAAGAUGGUGACCAUGUGCAUGCGCUGCCAGGGCCCCUUCAACGCCCUGACACGCCGCCGCCACCAUUGCCGGGCCUGCGGCUACGUGGUGUGUGCCAGGUGCUCCGACUACCGGGCCGAGCUCAAGUACGACGACAACCGGCCCAACAGAGUCUGCUUCGACUGCUACACGUUCCUGACUGGAAACGUGCUCCCCGAGGACAAAGAGGACAGGAGGCGGGGCAUCCUGGAGAAAGGGGCCUCUGCGGGGCCGGACCAGAGCCUGGUGUGCAGCUUCCUGCAGCUCGUCGGGGACAGGUGGGGCAAGAGCGGCCCCCGGGGAUGGUGUGUGAUCCCUCAUGAUGACCCACUCGUGCUCUAUGUCUAUGCCGCCCCUCAGGACGUGCGGGCUCACACCUCCAUCCCCCUGCUGGGCUACCAGGUGACCACUGGACCUCAGGGGGAUCCCCGGGUCUUCCAGCUGCAACAGUCCGGCCAGCUCUACACUUUCAAGGCCGAGACGGAGGAGCUGAGGGGCCGCUGGGUGAAGGCCAUGGAGCGAGCAGCCAGCGGCUGGACCCCCAGCAGGCCUGAUGACGGGGACCUGUCUGACUGAGCCAUGCCCAGCUGUCCCUGCCUCUCUGUUUCCAGUCAGAGUCCAGCUCUCACUGCAGGUUUACCCUGCGGCCUCAGGGACCCACUACCCCGAGCUGCUCUUUCAUGUCAUCGAUUCCAGUCAUCGGUGCCCAGAUCAUGUGACCUGAUUUGGGAUUCAGAAAAUAGAGGCAUGUUCCAUUCUGGGAAAGGAAUCGGCUUGCCCAAGAUGGAGGGGGCUCCUGGCCAUGGGUCUUUCAGUGCUAAGCCUGGGAAAGUCCCAGGUAGCUCAGGACUGUUGGUCACUCUCGUGUGGUUCUCAGCCAGGCCUGCUCACGUGUGUCUUCUAACAAGCUUUAAAAAAUGCUGGUGAAAACAUACACAUAAGUUAAUUU
Molecule: messenger RNA, 2210 nt
Organism: Carlito syrichta (Philippine tarsier)
Lineage: Eukaryota; Metazoa; Chordata; Mammalia; Primates; Tarsiidae
Gene: FGD2
Product: FYVE, RhoGEF and PH domain containing 2
Exons: 15
Coding region: 47-1837 (596 amino acids)
Biological process (GO): filopodium assembly; cytoskeleton organization
Cellular component (GO): cytoplasm
Molecular function (GO): metal ion binding; guanyl-nucleotide exchange factor activity
Source: RefSeq, a predicted model, not a curated record